Branchiostoma belcheri (Belcher's lancelet) is the source of this 707-nucleotide messenger RNA. RefSeq names its product 60S acidic ribosomal protein P1-like. Gene Ontology annotation, biological process: translational elongation; cytoplasmic translation. The record is from RefSeq and is a predicted model, not a curated record. Gene Ontology annotation, molecular function: structural constituent of ribosome; protein kinase activator activity; ribonucleoprotein complex binding. Bases 194 to 532 code for a protein of 112 amino acids. The transcript is spliced from 3 exons. Lineage: Eukaryota; Metazoa; Chordata; Leptocardii; Amphioxiformes; Branchiostomatidae. Gene Ontology annotation, cellular component: ribosome; cytosolic large ribosomal subunit.
CCUCUGCGAUUUCCUCCUCUUUACGCCAUCUUGCGCAAAGUGUGGUGUUCUCUUGCGAGCUAAGGGCGCAAUCCGCCGACUCACACUUCAACCAAGGCCCAUCCGUACAGAUUUUGUACGCAGUCUUGUACUUUAGAGCACAAGGAACAUUUCUGUGUCGAAAGUUUUGUAAACCUGACCGAGAAUUUUGAAAAUGGCAUCAACCUCUGAACUCGCCUGUGUGUACAGCGCUCUCAUCCUCCACGACGACGAUGUCGCCAUUACUGGAGAGAAGAUCGAGGCCCUGAUCAAGGCAGCCCACGUGGACGUUGAGCCGUUCUGGCCGGGACUGUUCGCCAAGGCCCUGCAGGGUUCCGACAUCUCAGCCCUCCUGUCCGCUGUCGGGUCCGGCGGUGGCGGCGGCGCGGCUGCACCUGCAGCUGGGGGCGGUGCAGCUGAUGCACCUGCUGCAGCUAAAGAAGAGGAGAAGAAGAAGGAAGAAUCCGAGGAAGAAGAGAGUGAUGACGACAUGGGAUUCGGACUGUUCGACUAGAUCCAUUGUCUUCAACAUCUGUCAGAAAUGGAAAAAAAAAUGUCCAUACAUGCUUCCAACUCCUUUGUGUAUCUGACAUGAUAUUCAGUGUGACCUGGAAUGUUAUAAUAUAUUACCAAGGUUUUCUGCUUAUUCUGUGUACAUGAAGAAGUAAAAGCUGUAUGAUAACAAGAAA